CACACGCGGGAAACAAAUAGCUUUUAGGUGUGCUGGCUUUUGUAUCUCAUUUCACUUAGUACUGUUUUCACAGUGCCUGGUGCAGUUAUCUAAAGAUCUGCCGCAAUCUGGUUCGACCGCGAUUUCAAAUCUGCUGAUGCUAUGGAGAAAAUUAGCAUUUUGUUAGUAUUGUGCCACCCCUUUUUCUUCCACGACAUCAUAGUUGGGGGUGAGAUAUGCAGCUCUGCUACGUAUUAUGACCUAAGCACAAAACGCUGUGAACUUUGCCCGGCUUGUGACCCUGGAGAAGAGCACACAAGAAACUGUGGACAUAAUGAAAUGGGGGCGAAGACGGGUCAUAUGUGUAAAAAGUGUCGUACAGGAUUUUUCCAGGACAAGAAAUCUACCAGGGGCUGUCCUCGCUGCCAGUCGUGCAGUGAUGAUGAAGUUCAAAUAGAACCAUGCACGGCGAUUAGCGAUACUGUUUGUGCCAAUGAAUGUCCCAAAGGGAAAUAUGAAGUUGAUAAAGUAUGUCGUCCAAUCCCACCUACUACUGUACCGGUGACUACACCAGUUACCUCACCGUCGACCACAGCGACGACAAAACAGGUCUCGAGCCAGAAGACUGAGAUAACACUGCCGUCAAAAUCGACAACAUCAGCCUUUUUUCCGACAGAACCUAAAAGUGAUAAUGAACCAGAAGCCUCGCAGAAGGGAAGUUCCGAAAGACGCUUUAGUAAACCUGGCUGGUUGGUUUUCUUCUCUCUGAUGGGAUUCGUGUUGGGCACUGCCUUAACCAUUGUGACAUUUCGCAAACGGAAACAAAUUACAGCAUUGUGUCGUGUGCCUUGCCGUAAGUAUCGAGAAUUGUCGUCCGAUCAUGAUGUCGAACGUGGUAUUUUGUCGGCUCCCCAGACAGUAGAAGAUCAUUAUGCUGAACCGGCAGAUCAUAGGACAAACAAAGCUGAACCUUUCUUUCCUAAAGACGACGCAGUAUCACCAGCGGCACAGUCACCCUUUCCUUCUACCGAGCUAAGAUAUCCCAGGUUCGGACAGACAAAGGAGAUCGACGAGGAAAAGAGGCAGUGUGCCUGUUCCAUAAAUGAACCAGAUCUACUCAUGGACGAGAAGGGACACUAUUCAUCCUCCGAAGAUCUGCAGUCUUUCCAGCACGGAAGACAAACUCCAUCUGGCAGAAGUUCCUCAAACCCUUCAACCCCAGGAGCAUCCUCUCGAAAGGGUGCAACACCUGUUUGUGGGGUGUCCACCGAGAACAGUGCCGCUGGAUAUUCAUCGUCUUCAUCGUCACCUUGCUUUCCCUCUCGUGCGUGGUUGCGUGAUGCGGUUUACAACUCCUCUUCAUCUUCAAUAAAUGAGACGUCAAGUCCUUCAGGUUGCUUGUCGCCAAAUCAUUGUUGUAGAUUGCCUCGUUCCGCAUCAAAUUCUCCACGUAUGACUCCUCAGGGCCAGUCCACUGAUCAUUCAUGUAGUUACGUGACAUCUUCUACAUUUUCCCCUUGUGCAACACCUCAGCGUGGACGGUCGCCUAAUCCCCCUUCCAUAUCAAGUAGCCAGGUCUAUUCCGAGUCUUCGGAAGAACCGGAAAUCUCCAAUCAGAGUAACGAUAGUUUUCCGAUGAGCAUCGAGGCCUGUGAUGAGAAGCACAACACGGCACUGAGAAGCGUAAAUAGCGGCCCCGCUAAGCAAAACAAAGGCAUCAAGGGGAACUCUAAUGGAUGGAAAAAAGGCAGCAAACCGAAGAAAGAUCUGGUUUGUUCCUGUGGACAGGAUGUGGAUUUUAAAGAAGUUCCUCCGUUAAGUCGAAACCACACCGAGGCGGUUGCAGACAGAGGGAAAGAUCCACGCUUGGUCGGUUACACUGAUAAAAGCGCUAACUCUGUCACUGCAGCAAAAAUCGGGAAAGAAGUAAAAGAUGACGAGACAGCACAGGAAAGCGAAAACGCCAAGAGUACGGUCGAUGAAUGUAAGUACAAAAAGAUUUGCCGCAAACACGAAGUCGAGCAUCGCUGUCGAGAUUGUUGCCCACAAUCGAGUGAUUUAUUUUUUUCACUCAUCAACAAUGACCGGCCCUGCCUCAAAGAACCAAUCUGUACAGAGCUUAACAAAAACAACGAUUAUAGAAACUUGCUUAUUUGGACCAGGAUGGAUGCUGAAAUUAAGGAGACGUUUGAAGGAAGUCAAAAUCCGGCGGAGCGUGUCUUAGAAAGACUGAAAGCUCGGCGUCCAAAGCUGACGCUUGGGGAGUUUCAGGAUAUGCUAGCCAAAAUUAAACGCAAUGAUAUAGCACACAUUAUACAUACCCACCAUUUUACAUGUAAUCUUUGUAGGAAAAAUAGUUUCGAUUCAAGGAGUUAGGUUAUUAGAUGACCACUUAGGGCUGGACAUUUUUUUAACAGUUUUUAGUUAGCUGUACCGACACCAAAAACAAAGAGGCAUAGAGUGCUUCUCAAUUAAUUGUUGAACGCAAUCCGUGAUUGCAUUGGUUUUGAUUAACAAAGCUUUGUAAUUGGUGUAGAAAACUUUGUUCACCCUCUCAACCAAUCAGAUCCAAGCCAGAACUGAUUUCGAUCCAGUCACUUCCGCCUCUCAGCGUUUCAGUUGAAUUGCAUGUUGAAAUAUUAAGCUUUGAAUUCCUUCAACUGAAAAUAUUUCUUGGCUCUGGUUGAUAGUUCAAUGGUAUUUAUUUACGACAGUCAAGUGAAAUGCGUUCUACUUCGGCCGAUGAGAAAAAAUUGAAGAAAUAUAUGACACUGACGCUUGUACAGGAGAAGAUCCAGACCCAUCAUUGGAUUUGUUCGGUUGAGAAGUUUUCAUU
Molecule: messenger RNA, 2815 nt
Organism: Pocillopora damicornis (cauliflower coral)
Lineage: Eukaryota; Metazoa; Cnidaria; Anthozoa; Scleractinia; Pocilloporidae
Biological process (GO): positive regulation of JNK cascade; positive regulation of canonical NF-kappaB signal transduction
Cellular component (GO): plasma membrane
Molecular function (GO): signaling receptor activity; protein binding
Source: RefSeq, a predicted model, not a curated record